Messenger RNA from Cladocopium goreaui, 7335 nucleotides. The record is from the annotation of a GenBank genome assembly. Lineage: Eukaryota; Dinophyceae; Suessiales; Symbiodiniaceae.
AUGGAUUGGGCCAGGCGGAGGAGAGAUCUUCCCCAUGGAGCACCCGAUCAAUGUCGCCUUGGGGAAGCCUACGCCAAAGCAGUUGAGCAGUACGGCAAGGAUGGUCUCAUACCACUUCGAGAAGAACGAGGGGUCUACAAUUUCUACAUCAAGAUCGACACCGACUAUGUUAACGAGGAGGUCGAGAGUGAGGCGGUGUCUGCAGUGGGGUCUUCUACAAUCCAGGACCCAGAAGAUCCAUCUUCUCCGAAGAUCAUGACUGCCAAGCCCAAGGUGAAGUUCAACCCGACAGUCGAGACCUAUGGCAAGAACAAGAAGAACCCACCUUGGAGGCGAGGCCAAAUCAAUGCAUUGGAGGACGAGGUUGAGGAGAUUGGGCCGGAGGGGCCGUCAGGGGAUUCUGAGGAGGUUGAGAGCCGUGCAGUGAACCCUGGAUGGAGUCCACCUGACCCUACUCCCGCAGAAGUUCGAGAACAUGAGGCAUCAGGCCAUGCAGUUUUCCGGAACUGGUGCCAAGACUGUGUGAAGGCCAAGGGAGUGAGCCAACAACAUCGGAGGGUGGACCACAGUGGAGACCUUCUUCCGACCAUUGGCCUGGACUAUUUCUACAUGAAUGAGGACAGGCAGGGAGAUGCCAGUCGUCCUGGGCUGGUGGCUAUCGACAGGGACACUGGCAUGAUGUUUGCAACGGCUGUGGAGAGAAAAGGGGUCAUUGAUCCCACGGCCCAGAAGCUGCUCACAAAGUUCAUCGAGCUGCUGGGGUACAAGGAGUUGGUGAUGAAGAGCGACGGCGAGAGGCCGUUGGUCAGGUUGAAGAUCGAGGCAGCCAAAGCAGCCAAGGGACUUCGCAAAGCAGUGAAUGAGGAGUCGCCACAAGGAGAUUCGAAGGCCAAUGGCAUGGCUGAAGCGGCGGUCAAGGAGGUGAAGUGGCGCAUUCGUGCCAUCCACUUGAUGCUCAACAAGAAGUUCAAUGUGGAGGUGAACCAAGACCACCCCUUGAUCACCUGGGUGCCGCGGUAUGCGGCAGAGCAAUGCAACCGCUUCAAGGUGGGCAACGAUGGGCGAACACCGGAGGAGAGGAGGACCGGCAAGAAGUGGGUCAAGCCGAUGCCUGUCUUUGGUGAGAAGAUCCUGGUGAAGCCGGCUGGCAAGGGCAAGAGAGGAGAUCCAGCCAAGAUGGUCGAGGGCAGGUAUGUGGGGAUCCACAACAGGUUUGGAUCGGUGCUGGCCAUGACCAAGACAGGUGUGGUGGUUGGCACUGGCUUCCAUCUUCUUCCGGAGGCCGAGAAAUGGGGUGAGCUGGAGGAGGAUUUGAAGGGAGCCCCAUGGGAUGUGGCCAACUUCGCCCUGAAGAAGGUUGAACAAAUUCCCGAGCAGAUGCUCGUGGUCCCUGCUGCUUCGCUACCUCAGGUCCCGGCGGAGGAGGCUGGUGACCCGGGGUUUGGCGUUGAGCAAAUGCAGGAUGCCCCGCAGCUGGGAGGACCAAGCGGCGGGAUGGCAAGGCCAGAGGGGCCUAAGGCAAGAGCAUGGCCGGUGAGGAGGGACAUGCUGGCCAAGUUUGGGAAGACACCGGGCUGCGAUGGGUGCCUUUCCAUCGACAGGCCUGGGUUUCAACAGGUUGCCCAUUCAGAGGAGUGCCGAUCCCGCAUCAGAGGCCGGAUCGAUGAGGAGAAGCAGAAGGAUGCGGAGGUCAGAGCAAAGCAGGCCGCAGAGGAUGAGGCAGAAGAGAGGAGAAGAGCAGACAAGAGGGAGCGCCUGGAUGAGGGCGAUCCCAACUUGAGGAGCGGGCCAUCAGGUUCGAGAGGAUCUCAACCAUCCUCGAAACGCAAAGGUGGAGAUGAGGGAGUCACCGACAUCAACGACCUGGUGGCAGAGGCAGAGCUUGAGGAGGCUGCAGGAUCAGCCCAGGCAGAAGCCGUUGAGGAGCAGAUCGAGAAGGAGGUCGUCAGCACGUUGAUGGACUUGGGAGCCCUGGACGUCUUGGAGGUGUUUUCACCACAGAGGAUGACGAAGGGUCUGAGGAGGUUUGGACUACGUGAUGGUGUGGCCAUCGACAUUGAGGAGAUGAAGCCCAACGGAGAGGAGCGGUGGAACUUGGACCGUGCAGAGGACUACGAGCUCUUGAUGGAGAUGAUCUACAAGGAGGAGCCGCUGCUGCUGACGGCAAGUCCGCCGUGUUCUACCUUUUCAAGGCUGAGGAAUCUUAGCAACUUCAAGAGAGACCCGGAGAUUGUGGCCGAGGAGGAAGAGGUUGGCAGAGGUCGUCUUCGAAAGGCUGUGGGGUGCUGCAAGAUGCAGGACGAUGAGGGCAGGUUCUACUUGUUCGAGCACCCCAAAGAGGCAACGUCUUGGAACGAGCCGGAGCUUGAGGAGUUGAGACAAAGGAGCACUACGUACGAGAUCGUGAGCCCAAUGUGCAAAUUUCACAUGAAGGCCGUGUGGCCUGACGGACAAGAGGGUCAUGUCCGCAAGAUGACCCGCUGGCUGACAAACAGCCCAGCGAUUGCAGAGGAGCUGACUGGGACUUGCGCCAAUGAGCUGGCUGGCAAGGAGAUCCAUCGGCACAUCCACCUCAUCGGUGGAGGGCGUGCCAAGGCUGCACAGGUCUACCCCGUGAUGCUGGUGAAUGCAGUGCUGCGAGGGUUGAAGAAGGAGAUGCAGAAUGCCAAGAUGAUCAACAGUUUAGAGGAGGAGUUCACUGGGCCAAGCCCGGACAACUAUGUGGAGUGGGAGCAUGAGGUUGCCACCCACGCUGAGGCCUACGUGGACGAUGUGACUGGGGCGCCUUUGGACCCAGAGCUGGUGCAGAAAGCCCGUCAAGAGGAGUUGGACUGGCUGAGAAGAGAAGAGGUCUAUGAGAGGGUGCCCAAGUCGCAAUGCGAGGAGAAGGGCGCCAAGCUGCUUAAGCUGAAGUGGCUGGACAUCAACAAGGGCGAUGAGGCUCGACCGAAGAUUAGGUCGCGCAUUGUGACCAAGGAGGUCAAGAAGGCGAAGGCACCACACGAGCAGUUGAGCAAUGAUGCCGUGUUUGCCUCGACGCCACCUGCAGAGGCAGUUGCAACACUUUUCUCGCUCUUCAUGAGUGGCAAGAGGAGGAGACGCAAAAUGGGGCUCUGGGACAUUUCCAGAGCACACUUCAUGGGCCGAGCGGCAAGGGAGCUCUACAUCGAGUUGCCGCCGGAGGACAAGCGGCAUGAUGAUGAUGAGUGCGAGAUGGUGGGAAUCCUGAGGAGGUCAAUGUAUGGGACGCAGGAUGCAGCUCGCAUCUUCCAGGAGGACUACCAGCAGUGGUUGAAAGAGAAUGGAGCAGAGUUCAGCAAGAUUUGCCCCGCUAUGUACAAGUUCAAGGAGAAGGACCUGAUCGGGCUGGUACACGGAGAUGACUUCGUGGCUGUGGGGACUGAUGAGUCUCUUAUGUGGUUGGAUGAGGUCCUCAACAAGAAGUACAAGGCGAGAUGGGAGGCAAAGCUGGGCGAUGGUGAGAAGGACGACAAGGAGGCGUUCUUUCUCAACAGGUUGAUCCGCUACGUGCCGGAUGGAACGGACCAUGAUGGAGAACGACUGGAGGUUGAAGCAGAUGCAAGACACGCGGAGAUCUUGAUCCGCGGGUUUGGCUUCGACGAGAAGACCAAGGGUGCCGAGAUCCCUGAGGAGAAGAUGACGGACAAGGACGUCGUCGAUGAGAUGAGGCAGCCGGUGCUUGGGAGCGAGCAGACCUCGGAGUACCGGUCGAUGGUGAUGCGCCUGGCCUACAUGUCAGUGGACAGGCCAGACCUUGCACAUGCCGUGCGGAUGCUGGCGACGGCAAUGAAGUCACCGAAAGCUGGAGACUGGGGGCGACUGAAAAGAGUGGUGCGCUACCUGGUGAAGUACCCCUACAUGAAGCGGGGGGCGCUGGAGUUCUGGGUGGAGGCCCAGAGCAUCAUCGAGCUCAGGGUGGAUUCUACGGCAGCAAAGGCUAUGGCAGAGAGAAGAGGGGUCGGACAGACCCGGCAUAUCCAAGCCAGAUACCUUUGGCUCCAAGACCAGGUGUUCGAGAGAAAGAUGGCCGUGAAGAAAACCGACGGCAAGACCAAUGUGGCAGAUCUCACAACGAAGGUGCAGCCGAAGGGUGUUUUGAAGGCCCAUCUGAAAGGGAUGGGAUAUUUGCAGACCACGCGCCGGGGUCAUAAGGAUUUCUUUCCCCAGGCAUUGCUGUCCAUCCCCUUGGGCUCUCACAUCCUGGCUCCGCUUGGGUUCCUGGCUCCCAAGCUAGUGACACGGCUGCUGAAACUGCACGGACAUGAGAAGCUCAGUGGGGAAGCAAGGAAGGUCUAUGGGGAAUAUGGCGAGCAUUUGGUGGAUCAGAUGGAGGCAACGAGGUUUUGGACUGCGCAGCGCGCGCGGACAGAUGCAGCCAGGGUCUGGAAACUGCUGGGCGUUUGGGAAGCCAACAAGCUUUCUUUCACCAAUUUCUUUGGCCGCUCAGAACAGUGUGUCUUUGAGCAAAUCAGCAGGUUGAACCAUUCCUGCGAGCCCAACGUGCGGCUCCUGCCGGGCGCGUCUGGAGAACUGCAGAUGAUGGCAGCGGUGGACAUCUCGCGAGACGAGGAGCUGUGUAUUUGCUAUCCAGAGCGCAACAUCCUUCCGAUGCUUCACUUCCUCCUGGCCCCUACGUCUUGGCGUCGCCAAUCUCUGGCGGCGGGCUGGCAGUUCUGCUGCCGCUGCCCGCGCUGCGGCUUUGGAACCGACACGACACCAGAGGCUGUGUGCGAAGAGCAGUUGGAGGAGGAGGCGAGGGCUUUAGUGCCGCAGCUGCAGGCUGCCAGCAGCAUUGAGGAUUUCCCACUGGCUGCAGUGCUGCAGCUACUGGGGAAGUGCCAAACAGCAGGACUUGGUGCAGAUCACUGGCUGCACUUUUGGCUCCUAAGCCUUUGCUCCAUCGCCGAUCGCAGUCGGCCACUGCAUGUGGCGGCGCUGGGCUUGGCACGGGCGACUGCGCUGACCAUCCGCCCCUUAAGCCUUUCGCAGCUGCGCUCGCACUGCGCCGAUGCUGGCGUGGAGUGGGCAGCGCUGGAAGGGCAGUGGUUGCGCCCUGGUGUGACGACACGUUUGGCCGCCUAUCUGGCCUUCGAGUCGUCGGCCACGGAUCAAGCCAUUUGCAAGCAAUCAUGCCCGGACGCCAGUGUCCGCAACAUGAAUCCCACCGGGCUGAUGGGCAAGGCUCGUGACUUGUCCGCUUUGCCGAAAGGAGUUUGGUCCACACAUGGACUCCUGAACAAUUUGUGCCACGACACCGAAGUGGCAGGGGGAGUGAUUGACAUCGUGAAAUGUUUCAACAUGUUGCCGCAACAGCCCCUUUUGGAAAUUGCCAGCCACCUGGGCAUUCCCAGUGAAGUCAUGCAGCCUUGGCACGCUGCAUUACGGCAGCUUCAAAGAAGGUUCCAGGUCCAGGGCUGCGUAGGCCGUUCCUUGACAAGCUCUUGUGGUUUCGCAGAGGGUGAUGCCAUCAACUCCGUCCGAGCACUGGAGGAAUUUUGUUCACUUUUGGACUUAGAGACUUUCAAGACAAAUCAAGGCACUGACCCCAUUCUGGAGCCGGAUGGCAAGAUCUGCAGUUCUUGCCAUUUCCAGAAACUUCGAACGCUUGCUGUCAAAGCUAUGAACCUCACGCAGAACGGCGUGAACCCUGACCUACAGUUGUCUUGUGUUUGCCCACCACUUGCGGACCGAAUCUUGCACCAGACCCAAGAGCUGCGGCACACCAUGCAAGGGUUGGCUGAUGCUGAUGUGCGACGUACACUUCAAGCCUACCAUGCAUUACCACAGGAACACCAAGGUCUGAUGCGAUGCUGCCUAAACGGUACGCAGUUUACAAAUGACGUUUUGCACAAGGCGGGCAUUACGGAUACUGACUGUUGCAAGUUUUGCGGCCAGACUGACAGCCAGCUCCACAGACAUUGGGAGUGCCCUUUCUUUGCUGAUUUACGCCCAGAGAAUGUAAUUCACUGCAAAGAGCAGAUGCCUUUGAGCUUCCUAUGCCAUGGCUGGUUGCCACGGACAUCAGCCGCCGUUGACCUCGUUAGCCAUUUGUUUCAUUUGCCUGACACCACAACAGAAUUUUUCCACGCACCAAAUCCCGUGCAACUGCGCUUUUUAGAUCUGUUUUUGGAUGGGAGCUGCAUCAUGCCUGCAGUUUCAGAAUGCAGACUGGCGUCCUGGGGCUUUGUUCAAUGGACCGGUGAAGAAUUCUGGCCAGUCGCAAAUGGAGCAGUGCCAGGCUGGCGACAAACCAGCUUGAGAGGUGAACUUACAGCGGCGAUUUCGGCACUUAAAUUUGUCACUUUCAAGGAGCAACCCUCACGAUUGUGGUUUGACAAUUCCAACGUUCAAGACACGUUACACCACUGGCUUCAAGGGGUUGACACAGAUUGGAGGGAUAAGACAGAUCAAGACCUCUGGCAACACUUGCAUGAUCAGUUUCAACAUGCUAGGCCUUUUUUGACUGCAGUUUAUAAAGUUCAAGCACACGCUGACCCGGCAUGCCAGGACACAGCGCUGGAUGAGUGGACAGUUUUGGGAAACAUAGCGGCAGAUUGGUGCGCGCGCAGUGCACGUCUCCAUUUCCCAAGGUGUUUGUGGGACGCUUGGGAAGCCACUGUUAACCAUGUUGCUCAUUCAAAUCAGCUUGGCCUCAAGGUACACCAAAUGUUUGUACAGAUUGCUUUGCGUGCGCGUAACUGUACUCUUGCAGAUGAACCCUUACCACCGAAGGGAAUUUCCAUGGACACACCCACAGCCACUGUUGAUGCGGGACUUCUGGCGCUGGCCAAGUGCACGGAGUCCGACUUGCCAGCCAAGUUGCAGACUGCAGAAACUCCACAUGUUUUGCAGUGGAUCCGUAACCUUCUAGCGAAUGACCAUGCAGUCAUUUGGGUGACUUUCCACCAAUUGUUGCUCAGCUACCAAGGAGGUACGGGUCGACUUGGACCGUACACCACUGGACGUUUAUGGACCGAACGACCUCUGGAUUCCAUGUAUGAAUAUAAGCAACAGGUACAGUGGUUUGUCAGGUUUUUGAUGAGUUUAGCCAAAGCCGUAGGUGCUGCAUUAGAAGUUGAUCAGCGACGUCCUUCAUCACAUGUGCUGACAUUUUGGUGCGGCUGCCUGCAAGUGCCCAUGGCUGCAACAGAACUGGCUGCCAUUGAUGACUUCUACAAAGAGCAUGCCACCAAUCUACCUGCGAGACAGAUUGGUCGCGACCUUGGUAAGGUGCCUCCGCGGCAGUGGUUGCGCCCUGGUGUGACGACACGUUUGGCCGCCUAUCUGGCCUUCGGGGUCCAGGAAAAAUGGUAA